GGUCGGCCCUCGCAGACAGGCUGCGGAGCUUGGCUCUGUGGGGGUACUCUGAGGGAUCGGCACCCUGGGGCUCAGACUGUGCAGCUCCUUGUCCUCGGCCGCCCACAGGCAUUGGCGAAGGCCAGCCGUCCCGGCCGAGGACCAGCAGGCCGUGUGCCGCUGCAAGGGGUUCCCCCGGGACUGGCGGGAACCACCAGGGAGGCAGGGCGGGGAGGGGGGCACGGGCGAAGGCCGGCUGAAGCCACUUCGCAAGGACAGCCUCUACAGCACCCGGCCUAAGUCAGAACACCUGGGCGAUGGGCGCCCUGGGGAUUCAGGUGCAGGAGAGAUGCGCCCUGGCACCGCGCCCUGCGUCCCUGUCGUGGAGAUCGGGAACCCAGGGUGUCGGCUCAAAACCUGGAGCGAGGGGCUGAGGCCCGCAUCGGUACACCUAACCCAAGUGCGACAGCGCGAAUGCAUCUCAGUCCAUGUGGGGCAGGCAGGUGUCCAGAUGGGCAAUGCCUGUUGGGAGCUCUACUGCCUGGAACAUGGGAUCCAGCCCGACGGGCAGAUGCCCAGUGAUAAGACCAUUGGUGGAGGGGAUGACUCCUUUACCACCUUCUUCUGUGAAACUGGUGCUGGGAAGCAUGUGCCCCGCGCGGUGUUUGUGGAUCUGGAGCCCACGGUGAUUGAUGAGAUCCGAAAUGGCCCAUACCGGCAGCUCUUCCACCCAGAGCAGCUCAUCACUGGGAAGGAGGACGCUGCUAACAACUAUGCCCGUGGUCACUAUACCAUCGGCAAGGAGAUCAUCGACCCAGUGCUGGACCGGAUCCGCAAGCUGUCUGACCAGUGCACGGGACUCCAAGGCUUCCUGGUCUUCCACAGCUUUGGAGGGGGCACCGGCUCUGGCUUCACCUCUCUCCUGAUGGAGCGGCUCUCGGUUGACUAUGGCAAGAAAUCCAAGCUGGAGUUCUCCAUCUACCCCGCGCCCCAGGUGUCCACGGCCGUGGUGGAGCCCUACAACUCCAUCCUGACCACCCACACCACCCUGGAGCACUCGGACUGUGCCUUCAUGGUGGACAACGAGGCCAUCUACGACAUCUGCCGUCGCAACCUGGACAUCGAGCGCCCCACCUACACCAACCUCAACCGGCUCAUCAGCCAGAUCGUGUCCUCCAUCACGGCCUCCCUGCGCUUCGACGGGGCCCUCAACGUGGACCUGACGGAGUUCCAGACCAACCUGGUGCCCUACCCCCGCAUCCACUUCCCCCUGGCCACCUAUGCGCCGGUCAUCUCUGCGGAGAAGGCCUACCACGAGCAGCUGUCGGUGGCAGAGAUCACCAACGCCUGCUUCGAGCCUGCCAACCAGAUGGUCAAGUGUGACCCCCGCCACGGCAAGUACAUGGCCUGCUGCCUGCUGUACCGGGGCGACGUGGUGCCCAAGGACGUCAAUGCCGCCAUCGCCGCCAUCAAGACCAAGCGCAGUAUUCAGUUCGUGGACUGGUGCCCCACGGGCUUCAAGGUCGGGAUCAACUACCAGCCCCCCACCGUGGUGCCCGGGGGCGACCUGGCCAAGGUGCAGCGCGCCGUGUGCAUGCUGAGCAACACGACCGCCAUCGCCGAGGCCUGGGCCCGCCUGGACCACAAGUUCGACCUGAUGUACGCCAAGAGGGCCUUUGUGCACUGGUACGUGGGUGAGGGCAUGGAGGAGGGGGAGUUCUCGGAGGCCCGGGAGGAUAUGGCUGCCCUGGAGAAGGAUUACGAGGAGGUGGGCAUCGACUCCUAUGAGGACGAGGAUGAGGGAGAAGAAUAGAACAACUGCCUGGACCCCACUCACUAUGUUUAUUGCAAAAUCCUUUCGAAAUAAACAGUCUCCUUGCACGGUU
Messenger RNA from Mustela erminea (ermine), 1865 nucleotides. It is a transcript of the gene TUBA4A, whose product is annotated as tubulin alpha 4a. NCBI's taxonomy places the organism in Eukaryota, Metazoa, Chordata, Mammalia, Carnivora, Mustelidae. Bases 329 to 1792 code for a protein of 487 amino acids. Gene Ontology annotation, molecular function: structural constituent of cytoskeleton; GTP binding. The transcript is spliced from 4 exons. The record is from RefSeq and is a predicted model, not a curated record. Gene Ontology annotation, cellular component: cytoplasm; microtubule. Gene Ontology annotation, biological process: microtubule cytoskeleton organization; mitotic cell cycle.